GAAUACGGGUUGGCGCCGAGAUCGUGGACGGAUUAUUUGUAUUUGUCCGUCGGAGGGACGCUGUCCAACGCCGGCAUCAGCGGCCAGGCCUUCAACCAUGGCCCUCAGAUCAGCAAUGUCCACGAACUCGACGUCGUCACAGGAAAUGGCGAACUAGUGACAUGUUCGGAGGAACAAAACGCGGAUCUUUUCCACGCCGUCCUCGGGGGAUUGGGCCAAUUUGGGAUCAUCACACGAGCCAGAAUCGUCCUCGAACCAGYUCCUCAAAGGGUGCGGUGGAUUCGAGUUCUGUACUCAAAUUUCACAGCCUUUACGAAGGAUCAAGAAUGGCUAAUCUCUCUGCAUGGAAAACCAGAGAGUGAGAAGUUUGAUUACGUGGAGGGAUUUGUGAUCGUUGAUGAAGGGCUGAUCAACAACUGGAGAUCGUCGUUCUUCUCUCCGGCGAACCCUGUAAAAAUCUCCUCCUUCAACGCCGACGAUGGUGGAGUUUUAUACUGCUUGGAGAUCACCAAAAACUACCAUCACUCCACAGCCCACACCGUUGAUCAGGUGGGACAGGAGGAGCUCCGCUGUGACACCGGACGAGGACGUAUUCUACCUGGUGGCAUUGCUGCGAUCGGCGCUGGACAAUGGGGAGGAGACACAGUCCUUGGAGUAUUUGAGCAAUCAGAACGAUCAGAUCUUAGCAUUCUGUUCCGAGGAGGGGAUUGAAGUGAAACAGUACCUGCCUCACUACACGAAGGAGGAGGAGUGGGCGGACCACUUUGGCGAUAAUUGGGCUGAGUUUCGGAGGAGGAAAAUGAAGUUCGAUCCUGGGCACAUUCUAGCCACCGGGCAGAGGAUAUUCCCGCUCCUGCCCUCCAAUUCGGUAAACACAGCGGCAGCAGCAUCCCGGUGACAUCAUGAGACCUGAUUGUCAAGAGGAAAAAAACAGCAACAAUGGGAGCAGUAUGCACAUACUGUUAAUGCAGUAGGAAAGGAUAAUAUUUGUAUAUAGUAAAAGUAGAAAGAGCAGACUGCAGAGAAUCAAACGUUGUUUAAAAGAAGAGGGCCCUUUUUCCUUUUUACAGUGCAACACGAGGGCAGAGAAAAAGGAGGGUGGAUUUGCAGCAGAAUCGCUGGGGUCCUCCAUGAUCAAAAGAUUCAAAAUGUUGCACAUGUAAGGCAUUGCUGAGGCUGUGAUUCUGACCGUCAGAUCACUUUGCCUCUGCCUUCUGAUCUGAUGGGUUCAGUUCCAACUUCCAAGUCCAAAAGCCUUUUCACAACCUGCCAAUUUUCACUGUUCUUUCCCCUUAUUACAAUUUUUUUACUGAUGCAAGUUUAAUUAUUGAACUCCCUCAACUUAUGUAUCCCAUAAAUGUAUUGUUUCAAAUAUGUCUACUCUAGCCUUAUUGGUUUUCA
Momordica charantia (bitter melon) is the source of this 1401-nucleotide messenger RNA. The record is from RefSeq and is a predicted model, not a curated record. Lineage: Eukaryota; Viridiplantae; Streptophyta; Magnoliopsida; Cucurbitales; Cucurbitaceae.